CGCCCCAUCCCGGCUCGGCGGCGCGGCGAGCGGAGGGGAGCGCAGGGCACCGGAGAGGAGCGGCGGCGCUGCCGGGGGAGCGGCGAUGGCCGAUUACUGGAAAUCUCAGCCUAAAAAAUUCUGCGAUUACUGCAAGUGCUGGAUAGCAGACAACAGACCUAGCAUUGAGUUUCAUGAAAGAGGAAAGAAUCACAAAGAAAAUGUGGCAAAAAGAAUUAGUGAGAUUAGAAAGAAAAGCUUGGAAAAGGCAAAAGAAGAAGAAAACAUGUCGAAAGAAUUUGCAGCAAUGGAAGAGGCUGCAAUGAAAGCAUAUCAAGAAGAUAUGAAAAGGCUUGGAAUUAAGCCAGAUGACGUAGGUUCCAGUUCGACACAGACUAAAAUACAGAGUAACACAGUGGAAACAAAAGGAAAGAAAGAAAAGAAAGAGAAGAAGGAAAAGAAAGAAAAGAAAAAAAAGACACCGCAGGAUGCCUCAAUGCCACCAAAAAUGGAAACGAAGGAGUGGGUACAAGGAUUAUCUCCCGAAGGCUAUACAUACUACUACAACACAAAAACUGGAGAAUCUCAGUGGGAAAAACCAAAAGGAUUCCAAGGCAACUCUCAAAACUCACAAACGGGAGCAGAGUGGGUAGAAGGUGUCACUGAAGAUGGUCAUACCUAUUACUAUAACACCCAAACUGGAGUAUCUACUUGGGAGAAACCAGAUGGUUUUGUUUCAUCUUCAAAUGAAAAGGGUCAACGUGACAAGCCUGCAGAAACAACAUCUGAAUCAGACUCAGAAGAUAGUGASAAUGAAGCAGACAGUUCAGAAACAAACCUCAAGAGGAAAGGAGAUAAUGGUGAAGACUCAGAGGAAGGGAAAAAAUCUCCUAAAGCUAAAAAGUUAAGUCCUUAUGGGAAAUGGCGAGAAGUUAAGUCAGAAGAAACUAUGGAUAAAGAGGAGAGUACAUCAGCUUCCCAAGAAACCUCUAGUGAUGGAUCCAACAAGACCAACCCUUAUGGAAAAUGGAAAGCACUUAAGGAAGUAGGGGAGGAACAAGAAGCAGAAGAACUAGGUGAAAAUGUGGACCUGGAGCUUCCAAGUACAGAGAAUGACAAUGUAGCACCCCCAGUGCUAGAGGUUCCAGAAGAGGAAACAGUGAUAUUUAAAGAGAAGACAGUCACCUCCCUUGGAGACCUGACAGAAGGGGUGCCAACGUUUAAGAAGAGGAAAUUUGAAAAYGGAAAAUCUAGAAACUUAAGACAAAGACUAAGUGAUCAGUAAUACUUAACAAAUCAUUUUAGAUUCUGUUUAAGCUAGAGUGAAUCAAAAGUUUAAUAUUUUAAACAGGCUUUUAUAAAGAAAAUGUUGGAUAGAAGUUAAGGAUUUAUAGGUAUUAAAACAUAUGUGAGUUUACUAUUUUUUUAUUUUAUUUUGAUGUGAUUGGUUUUGGAAUGGAAGUUUGUGUUAAAUUACUUAUGCAAUAUUGUAAAUAUACGUAUUCUUUAUUUUAACCAUGGCAUCCAAGUUCUAUUUGCUCUUUGUGUGCUGUUUUAAAUACAUUUCAUAAGGUUUUUUACUCCUUUUCUAAGUAUGUGAGAAUGAAUUAAGAAUCUUUAAUCUGACAAAAAUGAAGCAGAGCUUUUAUUUUUGGAGAUAAACUGGAUCAAUAACAUGUUCUAGAAAGUAAAAUCAUCCCCCAWGAUUGUUUAUGUGGUGUAAUUUCUCCACUAAUAUAUUGUGCUGUGCUUACUAACCUUUGUGUGAUUGCUUGCAAAAGAGUAGGUGGUGAGACUGCCAGCAUUUCAACUGAUCAUUUGAAAGCUGUUUUUAGAGGAGUUAGUCACAUCAGUGCUACCUAUUCUAAAUGAUUUCUAAAAAUUAUUUGUGGAAUUGUAUGAUAAAUGUAAACCUUUAAAGAAGUUUUAACUUUGAUGAAUUUUAACUUGUAGUAACAGCACCAGAGCCACCCCAUUUGGAGUAGACAUUUCUGUGAUGUCUUCCUGUUGUAUUUUGCUUUAUUGUCUGCUUGAAUUUUUCCUUCUUUUUACUUACCGAGUUUUCUUUUUUUGAUCUUGCUUUCUUUUUGUCUCUUUCUCUGUAAAAAAAACACUUGCCUGAUAUCUUAAUGAAAAAAUAUUCUAGAAACUUGGCCCUGUUACAGCAUACAGGACCAUUUUUGUGGUGGUUGUGUUUUUUCUAUUGAUAAGAAGUGUGUUGCAUAGUUGCAGUGUUCAAUAAGCUGAGAGGGCCCAAGUGUAUUGAAGUUUCACCAUUCUCAGUAUCAUAGGGGUGGAAGCCAAAAGAUCAGUAGAGCUGAUAGCUGUAGAUUCCAAGAUGACUUGGAUAAUUUCUUAAGGAUUGUAAAUCUGCUUUCUUCACUUGGAGGGAUUGGUCUGCAUUUGGCAUCACCAAGAUUCAUUGUCUGUGUCAGAACCUAGCUGCACUGAUUGCUUCUCUAGCCAUCAGUGAACCAUAAAGAUCCAAAUAAUGGAUCUGUUAAAAACUCUGUCUCUAUUCCUAAAGCUCACAGUGUUUUGUUCAGGAGUGCAGUUAAAACAGUUGUCAAUAGUCCAGCARAAUAGAAUUGGUAAGUGCUGAGCUUGAAUUUCUUUGAGAAAACAGCUGAUCUGUUGGAUCAGUUAAGAAAGGAGCACAAGAUGGAAUCUUAUUUAUUGUGUAAUACAGUGGAAGCCAAAGUCUUUUUUUGCUCUUCUGUGACUUUUGCACUAUGUUUAGAAGAGAAUUAAGUAUUGUUUUUAAUCCCACGUGUUUCCUCGGCUUCCUUGGGGUUGCUGUACUUUCACUGAUGUUUGUUCUGAUAAAUUUGAAAGUUUCCUGUAAUAUCUGGCCUUGGAUUUUAAUUUAGAGGUGCAGGACAUUUGCAGGAUGCUUUCAAAGUCCUAGAUGCAGGAAUGUACAACAUGUACUCCAAGGACAGGGUUUCUUAAUCAGAUUUUUCAGGUCUUGUUCUUACUUGAACAUUACUCCAGCAUCCAGGAGCGUAUUCUAACUUUAAGUCUCCCUGUGCUUGUGGCCAGUUWAUUCUUCCUCCCAAUUUACACAAGCCCUGCCCUUGAGCUAAGCAGCUUUUCUUCAUCUUGAAUCUAUCAUACCUUCUUUCCUUGAAAUCACAAACGGCAUCCUUGUGUGACAGGACCUUCAGUAUUCUACCAGUGCUUCUCUUCAUCCAUUCCAGCCUGAGGCUGCCUGCACUACACUUGCAUAGAUAUGUUUCCCUAGGCUAGUUUACCUUGAUUGAGGCCAUGCAUGAUGUUACCAAUACUUCCAUAGCAUAUUGGAAGUAACUCUUGAUAUGUCCCUAAACUUCAUUUGCCUUUUCCACAACCACAUCACACUGUCUGCCAUGGGUGCCCUUACCAGUGACUUACCACUACAUCCAGUUCUCUCUGCUCCUUUGCCUUUGCCAGCUGCUGAGUUACCAACUGGUCAUGCUUUCCUUUCAAGCACAAUUCUUUCUUUUUCUUAARCUUUUCUUUUGUACUGCUGUGCUCAUCCUCUUCCUGUUACUCUAAGCCUAAGGUAUAUACAUUUCAUGAUGAWUUCUGAAAAGUGGGGUUUUUUUUGUUUAUUAGUACAGUUUUAUCCAGUAGUAUAGGGGUUUUUAUAGGCUCCACUUUUAAUAUCCUCAGAGGAGGAUAGCUUUCCUCUCUUAGUGAGGUUCCCAAAAUAUUGACAUCUUUCCUUUAAAAUGUUUUGUCAUUGUGAAGUGGUGACACGCAGUGAUUUAAGAUACCUGUAACUGAAUCUUUUGAGCAGAUGUUUAAACACAUCUGAAAAUGAGUGUUCAAAACUUGUUUUCUUGUGGAGCUGCUGAUAGUUAUAAUAUGAACCAAAGGUCUUUGUAUUGUGUUAAAUAGACAAACCAGAGCAUUAGGAAAAGAGAUUAAAACUUUUCUCUACUCACAGUAAAGUUAGUUUAUUUACCAGUAAUGUUAAAUACCAUACAUGUGGUUUUAGCUAAUGUGACUUUUAAAGCCUGCAUUUCAUAAAGAAAUACAGCACUUUGCUUUCCUCUAUCUCUGAAAGUCAGAGACCAGUUAAUUCUUUGUUCUUAAGUGUAAAAAAAAAAGGGCCAGUUGAAUCAAUUUCGAUAUAUCCAAAGCCAUUGUUUAAUUUUGCACCAUGCUGUCAUUCAAUUUCUUUACUGUGUACCUAAACCAAAUAUUUUCUGCUCUACACAAAAAUACUGUGUUGUGUGAGAUUUAAGACAGACGCUGCUUUUCCAGGACAUCUGUUUUGUACAGAUCUCUCUCCCUUCUGUCCUAUCUUCCUGCAAAAUCUUUUGCUUUUAGAAUUUGCUAUAGGAAUCUUCUAGGUAUUGCCACAGUUACACUUCUCCUCUGCUAAUCCUUCUUUGGGCUGCACUGGCUUUUGAUGAAGAAGGUUCCUUUUACUAUUUCAGCCAAGUGUUUUCUUUUCUGAUUGAUAUAUUUUCUAUUAUGCAGUGUGUUUUUAUCUGCUUGCCUGCUUUUAUUGCAAGCUCCUUGAGUGAGGACUACACCCUUGGUUUUAAAUGAUGUCAUAGACACUAUUAGCAAUAUGAGGAGAGCCAGAGAGCGAGGGCGGGGGAGUCAUUGCAAUUUCUGAUGAUUUCUUCUGCACAGUGUCGAGCCAGUCAAUUCACUGCUCUAUAUUUUUCUUUCCUUGCCUCAUGUUUUCAUCUGCCUCGUCUGUUUAGAAAAGCAGCUGCACAGCAUAAGACUUGUGUGCAUUUGUAGAGCAGGACCUGGCUGAAGCUGGUGAUGUUUUUAGAAGCAAACAUAUUGCAUAUACAGAAAAAAGAAAAAUUAUUUUGUUGGGCCAGGAGCUGUGCAGAGACUGCUAAAUUUUAUCCAUGUUGUAGAAUAAUCCUUGUUCCUAGUUAGGCUAAACCACAUUUUAAUCCUUCACCUAGGGAUUUGUCGAUUGAAAUCCACGCUUUCCUAACAGGGUAAAGUUU
Malurus melanocephalus (red-backed fairy wren) is the source of this 4943-nucleotide messenger RNA. RefSeq names its product WW domain binding protein 4 (gene WBP4). The record is from RefSeq and is a predicted model, not a curated record. Gene Ontology annotation, biological process: mRNA splicing, via spliceosome. Gene Ontology annotation, molecular function: protein binding; zinc ion binding; RNA binding. Gene Ontology annotation, cellular component: precatalytic spliceosome; nucleus. The transcript has 10 exons. NCBI's taxonomy places the organism in Eukaryota, Metazoa, Chordata, Aves, Passeriformes, Maluridae. The coding region runs from base 86 to 1264 and encodes 392 amino acids.